AUGGAUGAAGAAAAGAAAGCAGAGAAAAAAAGAAAACGAUUUUCCGCUCGCUUAAAAACUUCUAAAGGAAUAUUAUGCUCUGAAGUACCUGGACCUUUUAUAGUUCUGUGCAACGUUGGUCAGGCUACUGGUUUCGAAAAAUCAGAUGUUAUUAAAUUGUUAGAAAAUUUACCCUCAAGUGUCAUCUUGACCAAGUUCAUAGCUGAGAAAGGGGAGUCUUAUUGCUAUGUUGUUUUUAAUAGCACAGAUAGUGCAAAGCUAUUUUAUGAAACACAUAAUGGAAGAGAAAGAAUAAAAUGUACACCAAUUUAUAUGAAUUAUGUGGAAAAUGUACCGAACAAUGAAAUUGUUUGUGCUACACAAAUACCUGCUGGAUUACACUUAAUUGAAAAUUUUAUCUCUGAAUCUGAAGAGGCAACAUUUUUAAAACUCUUUGACUGGAUUGAUGAGUCUAAUUUAAAGAACAGACAAGUCAAGCAUUUUGGUUAUGAGUUUAGGUAUGGUAGCAAUGACAUAGAUUUGAAUUCCCCUUUGGCAGAAAAAAUACCGCAAGAAUGUGAUGUUUUAUGGGAGAGACUUAAAAGUCAUGGUAUUGAUUUUAGCAUACCUGAUCAAUUGACAGUUAAUAAAUAUAGUCCUGGACAUGGUAUACCCUCACACGUAGACAAACACAGUCCUUUUGGACAUACCAUAAUGUCCCUUUCGUUAGGAUCGGCAGUUGUUAUGGAUUGGAAACACCACUCUGGGGGAUAUAUCCCACUAGUUAUUCCAGCUAGGUCUUUACUAGUCAUGCAGAGUGAGGCUAGGUAUGACUGGCAACAUGGGAUUCAGCCAAGACAAUGGGACCCAAUCAUAGAAACUCGGCAACAUGAAAGCUCGCAUUUAAGAGUUAUAACUAAUGACACCGUUCCAAGGCAAACUCGGAUAUCUCUAACAUUUAGAAAAACUAGGACGGGGAAAUGUGACUGUGGAUACAAAGUGCUAUGUGAUAGUGUUGUUAAAAGUAUCGAUGGGGAUGUUGCUUCUGAAUUGGAAGACCUUCAUGUACAUCAGGUGUACGAACAAAUAGCAAGUCACUUCAGUUCCACUCGGCACAAGCCUUGGCCGAAAGUCGUAGAGUUCCUUCAGGACGCGCCGUCAGGCUCCAUCGUACUGGACUUGGGCGCGGGCAACGGCAAGAAUAUACUUAAACGCAAUGAUAUCGUGCAGAUAGCAGGUGAAAGAAGUAUGGGGUUAUUGAACGAGUGUAAAGAGUACACGAGGGAUGUGAGCGCGGCAGAUUGCGUGCGCCUCGACCUGCUGGCGCCGGGGCUGCGGCGCGCGAGCGCGGACAGGGUCAUCUGUAUAGCUGUUAUACACCAUUUUAGUAAUCAGGAGAGAAGACUCCAAGCUGUAUCAACGAUAGCACACCUGUUACGUCCGGGGGGCAAAGCCCUAAUCACAGUAUGGGCGAAAGACCAAACAAAAUCAAACUAUCUCAGCCAAAACAAGGAAAACUACGACACAAGUCUACAUUCCGUCGCCGGAAUAAAUCUUCCCAUACACGAAAAUAGAACCCAAUUUAAACACAACGAUCUUCUCGUGCCCUGGAAAUUACGUAAAAUGAAGGAAAAAAAACUAGAAAACCAAUCAAAUACGACAUUGUUAAGAUAUUAUCAUGUUUUUGAAGAAGGCGAACUGGAUAAACUAUGUGAUUUGCCAGAUUUAGUUGUGGAGAAAAGCUUUUAUGAAGAGGGUAAUUGGUGUGUUGUCUGUAGAAAGAUU
Brenthis ino (lesser marbled fritillary) is the source of this 1764-nucleotide messenger RNA. Lineage: Eukaryota; Metazoa; Arthropoda; Insecta; Lepidoptera; Nymphalidae. The record is from the annotation of a GenBank genome assembly.